This is a messenger RNA of Lathyrus oleraceus (garden pea), 1150 nucleotides long. RefSeq lists its product as uncharacterized. The record is from RefSeq and is a predicted model, not a curated record. The transcript has a single exon. Bases 329 to 1150 code for a protein of 273 amino acids. NCBI's taxonomy places the organism in Eukaryota, Viridiplantae, Streptophyta, Magnoliopsida, Fabales, Fabaceae.
CUCCAGAAUUCACGGUUACCUCAAGAGCUUUGUUGAUUUCAUCCUCAGAUUGUUCCUUGCUACUGCUGUUAUGUUAAUUUGAAUUGGAUUUGUAUCUUUUUUGUUUAGAGUAUUUCAAUAGGUCAUAUCGUAGUGACGUAUGUAAUGUGACAUUGGUAUUGUAACUUGGUUGAGCAAGAAGUGUGAUUGAAAUUUGAAUGUAUGGUUUGAAUCUGUAACAGAAAAAUAUACAUUGAAACAGCCAGCAUUUGAUGUUCCAUUUGAGUUGAUUGAACUUCAAAAAUUUGAUUACGCACUAGAGGGGAUUCCAUUUCAGCAGCUGACACGCAUGCCUAAUGUUGUUCAUGCUUCUACAUCUGAAGCUGUCGAAGCAACAUCGUGUCUUGCGAUUGAAGAUUUCCUACAUGCUAGUAUGAAGGGCUUGUGGGAGGCAUUUUGGAGUCAAGACGAGCCUAUGCCUUUUUCUGCGGCUUGUCUGUAUAAUGCUAACAUGAAAUUUUAUCAGGCUGAAAAUGCUAUUGCUAACGGAAGACUUGGAGGACUUUGUGGCUCUGGUAUAUUGCUUAAUAAUUCUAGACAUCCUCAUCGGAAAUGGGAUCAUCUCCUUGAAUUAACACUUCUAAGAACAGAUAUCAGAGGUCUAGCUGUUGGCAGCGACCGGCAGCCUUCUUUGCCGGUCCUAGGAGAAGCUCUAUUUUAUGCUAUUCGAAUGUUGUUGGCAAGGAGUUUGAGUAGACUGAGUUUCUUUCCGGAUCCAAGCACAGCGUUUGUUCUUCUAAUUGAUUCUCAAUACGUGGGAGUUGUAAAGGUUGAAGGAGAUGUAAGUAAGCUCAAUUUUGAUGUGAAUAAUGUUUAUGAAUGUGCUGCCAAAUGGGUAAAAAAUCAUUCUAGAAUUUCUGUUUCUCCAAUUUAUAGAAUCUGGAACAAGCUAGGAAAUGCAAACUGGGGAGAUAUCGGUGCUCUACGGGUUUUAUUUGCAACCUUUCACUGUAUAAUGCAAUAUGCUGGAAUGCCCAAGUACUCUAUUGAGGAUUUAGCUACCGAUCAUAGUUCACGUCUCCAAACGAGAAGAAUUGAGAGGCAGUUAGGAGAUUCCACCAGAGUGAAUGGAAAUGGCCUACCAACAAAUAAUACAACCAUGGCUAAUUGA